AUGCUGGAAGUUGAAGGAGAGGCUGUGGUGCCAACUAAGGUGUUUGGUGUGACGUCUGGACAGAGGAGGGAAGAUAAGGAAUUGAUGGUUGCAAACAUCAGUGAAGUGGAACCGGACAUAACGUCCUUGACAGAUUACAUAUUGAUGCUGGAUGCUGUGUCUGGCCACGAACGACAGCUGACGUCUCUGGUUAUUGAGAGGGAGGUUGAAAGUGACGAGGACUGUGACACUACAACUGCUGAGCCCACUUCAACUACAGAGACAUCAACAGAAUCUAGUACAGUUAUUGAAACUAGUACAACUCCAGAGGCUACUACUUCUACUACCUCUGCGAGCCCUGAAACAACUACAGUAACAUCUACAAUUGAAACUACAUCUAUAACACCUGAGACUACAACAGUAGCAUCCUCAUCGGAAUCUACAACUCCUGAGUCUACAACAGUAACAUCCACAGCUGAAAUUUUAUCUACAACCCCGAAGACAACAGCAUAUGAAACUACAACACCAUCACCUGAAACAACGACCACAAAACCUGAAACUACAACAGAAACAUCCACAACUGAAACUACAGCCACAUCCCCUGAGACUACAACAGAAACAUCCAUACCUGAAUCUACAACCUCUGUAACAACAUUAACACCCGCGACCGAAACUACAAGCGGAUUAACAACACCUGAAUCCACAACCACAACAAUCCCGACCACACCUCCGUCAGUGGAGGACGAAAUCGACCCCGUGGAAAGGGAGAAGGAAGAAGCGCUCAUCAAUAUUAUGCAGUCAACUGGCACCGAGGACUGUGAUAACGACACGAGCGAAUUCAUUCAGAGUGUUGUUAUAGAAAACGACGUUGGUAUGGACGAACUAAAGGAAACUUUAUAUAGGUUGAAGGAAAGUGAGCCAAGUUAUUACAUUAUGGAAACUCUCCAUUCCCAGAAUUCUUCUCGUUCCGAUAAUACUUCCUGGUAUUACAUGGAUGAUCAAGAAAUUGUUUGGAUGGAUAGAAAGGAGUUCGAGAGUGACGUCCACAUUGGUUUUGGCUUGGUCAUCGUACUUCCCUUCCUCGGGCUCGAUGGUCAGGUUUCGUUUGUUGUCCUCGUGAGAACAUUCGUUGACAAACCUGCCAACCCCAUCGUGCAGAUAUACCAAAGCUAUAUUGAUCAAAGCGCCUGUGGAUGCAUUGAUGGAGACGGAGCAGAAAAUGCUACUCACGAUCAUGGCGCAGUAAUUGCAAUACAGCAUUUUAUUUCGAACUCCAACCAUAGCUUAGAGGAGAUCGACUUAGAGCCAAUGACAGAAUACAUCGAAAUGUUAGAGGCUGUGCCCGCGCAUCAACGCACGGUUGCAGAGCUGACAGUUGUAAAUGAAUUCGAAGGAGAGGAUUGUGAAACAACAACAAUGCCAACAACCACGGAAUCUACAAUAACAAGUUCAGAGGCUACGAUAGCUUCAACAACCACUGAGUUCACCACAGCUGAGUCUACCACACCUGAAACCACCUCUCUCACAACACAUGAAACUAGUACAGUUUCACCAUCUUUAACUCCUGAAAUAACCACAACUACAACUCCUGAGCAAACAAUAUCUACAACUUCUGAAGCAACUACUUCUACAACACCUGAAGAAACUACAUCUAUAACUCCUGAAUCAACCACAUCUACAGCUGAAGCAACCACAUCUAUAAUUCCGGAAAGAACUACAUCUACAACUCAUGAAACAACCACAACCAUAAAUCCUGAAGCAACUACAUCUACAGCUGAAGCAACCACGUCUACAACUGAAGCAAUCACAUCUAAAACAUCUGUAACUCCUGAAACAACCACAGCCAUAACUCCUGAAGCAACAACAACAGUAACUCCUGAAACAACCAAGACUACGACAACUGAAACAACAGAAACAUCCACCUUUACCACAGCUACUGACGUUCCACCCGUCCCAGAGACUGACAAGGUCGAAAACAUCUUACAACUAUCCCAGAUAAAUGAGGAAGUGGAUUGUGACAACACUUCAAAUGAGAUCAUACAGAGUAUUGAAAUCACAAAUGAAGUUGGCAAGGAUGAUCUUCUGAAGGCACUUCAUAGACUGGCGGAAGGCGAGAAGAGUCAUUGCGUCAUAGAAACCAUCUUUUCUCAGAAUUCGACCUCCGAUAAUUCUUCUUGGUACUACAUGGACCAACACGAUAUCGUGUGGAUGGAUAAGGAGGAAAAGUUCCAGAGUGAUGUUCACAUCGGCUUUGGUAUGCUGAUAGUCUUUCCCAUACUCAUGCUGGAUGGUCAAAUUGCGUUUGUUGUUUUCAUAAGAACUUUCGUUGACGAGCCUGCUAACCCUAUUGUGCAGAUAUUCCAAAGCUUUAGCGAUCGGAGUGCCUGUGGUUGCAUAGAAAGUGAAGAGAGUGACAAAACUACGCAUGAAUAUAACGCUGCCACUGUUAUUCAGCAUUUUACUUCCAACUCCAACUACAGCCAUGAUGAGGUAGAUAUAGACACAGUAACUGACUACGUCGAGAUGCUGUUCGCUGUGCCCGAACAUCAGCGUGAAAUUACAGAGUUGGUAAUUGUAAAUGAGAUCGAAGGAGACGAUUGUGAGACGACAACGGCUACGACAGAAUCUACCACAGAGUCUACCACACCAACUUCCGAUUCUUCCACGCCAACAUAUAGUACUGAGGGUAUAAUAACUACCGAACCUAGCGAGUCUAGUACAAUAGUUUCAACAACGGACACUAUACCAGCCACUGACUCAACCACCCCAUCUUCAACAAGUAUUGAAUCUACUGCUGAAACUAUGACAACCACAACCACUCCAACAUUGGAACCUACCUCAAUUCCCACGAGUACUGCAUCUACUACUAUCAUACCAACUACUGAGAGUACCACAGUAGUUUCCACAACUGAGACUUUAAUAAGCAGUGAGCCAACCACAUCGACUUUGAAGACAGCGUCACUUUCCACAACUUCUGAAGCAACCACAACACCUUUAACAACUGAAGUUUCAAUAACUUUACCCACUGAAUUCUCUACAUCUAAUGCUGUAGUUUCUACAAGCGAAUCAAUUCCGUCUUCGACACCUGAAACAACUACAACAGAAUUCACUACUAAAGAACCUUCGACAUCUAUCACCAUUACCGAUAUUCCUGAAAUUCCACCCGUGCCAGAGACCGACGAGGACAGCAGCAUCUUGCAGAUAUCCCAGAUUAAUGAGGAGGAAAAUUGUGACAACACUUCAUCUGAGUAUAUACAAAGUGUGGAGAUCGAAAACGAAAUUGAUAAGAAUGAUCUUGAGGAAGCUCUUCACAGACUGCGGGAGGGCGAGAAAGGGCACUGCGUCAUGGAAACCCUCUUUUCCCAGAAUUCCUCUAGCUCCGACAACUCGUCUUGGUACUACAUGAACCAAGAUGAAAUCGUCUGGAUGAAUAAAGAGGAGAAGUUUCAGAGUGAUGUUCACAUUGGCUUUGUUCUGCUGAUAGUCUUCCCCUUACUCACGCUGGAAGGUCAGAUUCAAUAUGUUGUCCUCGUGAGAAGCUUCGUUGACAAACCUGCGAGCCCCAUCGUGCAGAUAUAUCAAAACUUUCAUGAUCGAAGCCUCUGCGGCUGUAUAGAGGGCGAAGCAAAUGAAAAUAUCACACAUGAAGAUAACGUAGUCAGUGUUAUUCAGCAAUUUAUUUCCAGCUCUAACACCAGCCAUGAAGAAAUGGACAUGUACGCAAUGACGGACUACAUCGAGAUGCUGUUCGCUGUGCCCGAACAUCAACGUACUAUUAAAGAGAUGACAAUCGUUGAGGAGAUCGAAGGAGAGGAUUGUGAAGAGAACGAGACGACAACUGUCAUAUCAACAACGUCAUUCGCAACAACGGAGAUGAGUUCAACAUCAUAUACGACGACUAUAACACCAACACCAUCGGAAACAAGUACAUCACCGGAAACAACUGCCGCAUCUGAGGCAAGCUCUACUCCACUGGAAACAACAUAUUCAACAACGGAAAGAACGGAGUUACCAUCUACAAAUAUUACAGCUACGCCCUUAGAAUUAACUAGCAAAACAUCAACACUAGAGUUAUCAACAAUAACAUUUCCAGAAACAACUUCAACUGCACAAGAAACAACUUCAGUAGGGGCGGAAACCGUUACAACAAAAGCGACUUCAGUAACAACAGAAUCAACAUUAAGUUCUAUAACGCCAGGACUAACGACAUCAACAUCACUGGAAACAACAACAGAAACAGCACCAGAAACAACAGUAACACAAGAAAUACAUACUACAUCAAGACCACCAGUAUGUGACCCUGAAGUAGAAGACUGUAUAGUUCCUAUUGAAAAGCCAAAGCCAGAAAUUAUUACGCAGAUUGAACAGAACGAAGAAACAGUGGAAUGUGAUGACGAACAACACAAUUUCAGCCAGGAAGUCAUCAUAGAAAAUACGUAUUCUAACGAGAGCCUAAAGGAUGCGCUUGACAGGCUGGAGGCUGGUGAACAAGCUUUUACGGUUCUCCAAACAGUGUUAAGCGAAAACAGCUCAAGCGAUGAAGCUUCCUGGUUCUAUGCUGACGAUAAUAAUAUUAUGGUUCUUGAUAAUAAGACGUUUCCGGACGACGUGCAUUUGGGAUGGACGGUGGUGGUGGUUCUCCCGUUCCUGAUGCACAACGGCGACUGGAAUUUCGUGAUUCUUAUUAGAUCCUACCGUGCUGAGCAAGCUAGUCCCAUCGUGCAGAUUCACCAAGAAACAAUGCGAAUGUGCAACGAAUGUGGGGAAAUCGGAAACCAGGACAAUCAUUCCAGCCAUCACGUCAUACAGAUCUUCAGAGACAUUAGUCAGAAGCCUACGAAUCAAAGAGAAGACACUGAACAUCUACUCACAAGUUAUAUGCAGAUGCUCUUCCAAGUGCCAGAGUUCCAGCGUUAUGUGACCAACUUGAGCUUGGUUGUCGACAUUGAAAUUGAAUGUGAAAAUUAUACAACUCCCGAAAUAUCUACAGCUACUAGUGAAGAAACUACUGUUUUAAUAUCCACACCAACCACAGAAUCUACUAUUUCUAAAACCUCAAUAAAGCCUACGAGUUCGACAGAGGAACCAUUCUUAACAACAUCACCAGAACCUUCUACAGAGAGAUCAACAGUGUUGCCAACGUCUCCAGAACCUACAAGCUCUACAGAGAGAACAACACUGUUGCCAACACAGAUCAACAGUGUUGCCAACAUCUCCAGAACCUACAAGUUCAACGGAGAAACCAUCAGUGUUGCCAACAUCACCAGAACCUGUGAGCUCUACAGAGAGAUCAACAAACCUAGAAACUCUACAGAGAGAACAACAGUGUUACCAACGUCUCCAGAACCUACAAGCUCUACAGAGAGAUCAACAGUGUUGCCAACGUCACAAGAACCUACAAGCUCUACAGAGAGAUCAACAGUGUUGCCAACAUCACCAGAACCUACAAGCUUUACGGAGAGAUCAACAGUGUUGCCAACGUCACCAGAACCUACAAGCUCUACAGAGAGAUCAACAGUGUUGCCAUCGUCUCUAGAAUCUGUGAGCUCUACAGAGACAGGGUUGCCAACGUCUCCAGAACCUGUGAGCUCUACAGAGAGAUCAACAAUGUUGCCAACGUCAACAGAACCCACAAGCUCUACAGAGAGAUCAAUAGGGUUGCCAACGUCACCAGAACCUACAAGCUCUACAGAGAAAACAACAGGGUUGCCAACGUCACCAGAACCUACAAGUUCUAACCUAGAAGCACUACAGAGAGAACAACAGUGUUGCCAACGUCUCCAGAACGUACAAGUUCAACGGAGAAAUCAACAGUGUUACCAACGUCACCAGAACCUAGAAGCACUACAGAGAGAACAACAGUGUUGCCAACAACCUGUGAGCUCUACAGAGAGAUCAACAAUGUUGCCAACGUCACCAGAACCUACAAGCUCUACAGAGAGAUCAACAGUGUUGCCAACGUCUCCAGAACCUCUGAGCUCUACAGAGAGAUCAACAGCGUUGCCAACGUCACCAGAACCUACAAGCUCUACAGAGAUAUCACUCUACAGAGAGAUCAACAAGGUUGCCAACAUCACCAAAACCUACAAGGUCUACGGAGAGAACAACAGUGUUGCCAACGUCACCAGAACCUACAAGCUUUACAGAGACAAUAACAGGGUUGCUAACGUCUCCAGAACCUACAAGCUUUACGGAGAGAUCAACAAACCUACAAGCUCUACACAGAGAACAGCAGGGUUGCCAACGUCACCAGAACCUACAAGCUCUACGGAGAGAACAACAGGGUUGCCAACGUCUCCAGAACCUACAAGUUCAACGGAGAAACCAUCAGUGUUGCCAACGUCACCAGAACCUGUGAGCUCUACAGAGAGAACCUACAAGCUCUACGGAGAGAACAGGGUUGCCAACGUCACCAGAACCUACAAGCUCUACAGAGAGAACAACAAUGUUGCCAACGUCACCAGAACGUACAAGCUCUACAGACAGAUCAACAAACCUGUGAGCUCUACAGACAAAGCAACAGAGUUGCCAACGUCACCAGAACCUGUGAGCUCUACAGAGAGAACAACAGUGCUACCAACGUCACCAGAACCUAUAAGCUCUACAGAAAGAACGACAGUGUUACCAACGUCACCAGAACCUACAAAACCUACAAGCUCUACUACAAGUUCAACGGAGAAAACAUCAGUGUUGCCAACGUCUCCAGAACCUACAAGCUCUACGGAGAGAUCAACAGUGUUGCCAACGUCACUAGAACCUACAAGCUCUACAGAGAGAUCAACAGUGUUGCCAACGUCACCAGAAUCUACAAGCUCUACAGAAAGAUCAACAGUGUUGCCAACGUCUCCAGAACCUACAAAACCUACAAGCUCUACAGAGAGAACAACAGCGUUGCCAACGUCACCAGAACCUACAAGCUCUACAGAGAGAAUAACAGUGUUGCCAACGUCACCAGAACUUACAAGCUCUACGGAGAGAAGAACAGGAUUGCCAACGUCACCAGAACCUACAAGCUCUACAGAAAACAGGGUUGCCAACGUCACCAGAACCUACAAGCUCUACAGAGAGAACAACAGUGCUACCAACGUCACCAGAACCUAUAAGCUCUACAGAGAGAACGACAGUGUUACCAACGUCACCAGAACCUACAAGCUCUACAGAGAGAACAACAGUGUUGCCAAUGUCUCCAGAAUCUGUGAGCUCUACAGAGAUAUCAACAAACCUACAAGCUCUACUACAAGUUCAACGGAGAAAACAUCAGUGUUGCCAACGUCUCCAGAACCUACAAGUUCAACGGAGAAAUCAUCAGUGUUACCAACGUCUCCAGAACCUACAAAAUCUACAAGCUCUACAGAAAGAUUAACAGUGUUGCCAACGUCUCCAGAACCUACAAGUUCAACGGAGAAACCAUCAGUGUUGCCAACAACCUACAAGCUCUACAGAGAGAUCAACAGUGUUGUCAACGUCUCCAGAACCUACAAGUUCAACGGAGAAACCAUCAGUGUUGCCAACGUCACCAGAACCUCUGAGCUCUACAGAGAUAUCAACAGGAACGUACAAGCUCUACAGACAGAUCAACAGUGUUGCCAACGUCACCAGAGCCUGUGA
Molecule: messenger RNA, 7587 nt
Organism: Penaeus indicus
Lineage: Eukaryota; Metazoa; Arthropoda; Malacostraca; Decapoda; Penaeidae
Product: mucin-2-like
Exons: 44
Coding region: 1-7587 (2528 amino acids)
Source: RefSeq, a predicted model, not a curated record